This is a messenger RNA of Macrosiphum euphorbiae (potato aphid), 1425 nucleotides long. The record is from the annotation of a GenBank genome assembly. NCBI's taxonomy places the organism in Eukaryota, Metazoa, Arthropoda, Insecta, Hemiptera, Aphididae.
AUGACGGCCAAUUCAAACAUUUUUUUAACAAGGAUAUUUAAAUCUAUACUAAGUUCUUUAUUAUUCACGUAUGUAAUAGCGUUCUUAUUAUCGCUUCGGUCGAUUCUCAGCUUCACAUUCAACUUGUACUCAUUAUUGUACGUGCCGGCAGUAUUGGUAGCUGUGUUAUUGUUCAUUUUAACCAGCUCACGCAGAUAUGUGAGAACAGAUGUGCCUUGUACAAACCGUUUUAGCAAAAUUGUCAAAGGAUUAUCAAUUCAAACCGUGUUACCGGCAGCCUUGAUUUCAGUCAGCGCAUGGUCUCUGUCAAGUAUAAAUCCAUUCUCUCAAGAUGAAAAAAUUUGGCUUUUACUCAAUGUUGGAUGUGCUCUGGCUGGCGUUUUAUUCCAUUAUGAAAACGUUUACUUUGAACAAGAUUUUCACUUUCCGAUUAUUCAAACUACAAAAUAUUCAAUGUUUAUGUCUAAACUCUCGGAGAUUUUAUUUAAAUCGUUGAAAAAAUCAUUUUUGUAUCUAUUUUUCAUAUUUAUUCCGUUAUAUGUGAUUGAACCAAAAUUGUGUUCUAAUGUUUAUUUUUUUAUGAUUCUAUGGUUUUCAAUAUCAUUAGUCUUACACUUGUUUUAUUCAUUUGAACACAUUAUAUUCUUAACUAUGACUGAACGUGUUAUAUUUCCAAUUGUGACGAUAAAUCAAGACAAUAAUAAUUUACUUAAUGCUUUGAAUGUUGAUAAUAAGAUUAUAAAAUCACUAGCUCUAUAUGAUCUUUAUCAAGCUACAAUUAAAGAUGCAGAAAGAAGAAAAGACAUAUUUAGCUUAAGUUUUGCGGGAAGUGUUCCUCAGAGUUGGAAAAUUAUAUUUAACUAUUGUAUAAAUAAUAUAAAAUCCACCACAGGAGACAUGAAAAAAUUAGUCAACCAUGUACCACUCAAGUUAAUCAAUCGACGCAAUAUAACCAACGCCCGAUUAAUACACAUUAAUGGUAGUGUCAUUAGCAAACCAUCAGAAGAAAAUGUAACUCAACAUAGCAUAUUUUUAUAUUUUUUUGAAAAAUUCUGGCUGUAUAACUACUUUUUUGGACCAUUGGAUAAAGAUAAAUUAUUAGAAGAAUUUGAAGCAACAGUGUGGUGCUGUUAUAUACUUUCAAAUUUGGCUGUAGUUUCAUUAAAGGAGGACGAGUAUGGUGUAGUCAGAGAACAACUCGGGCAAAUAGUUAGCACUAUUUUAGAUUUGAAAAAUCAACUGGACAUCCAACAAAGAAAUUUUAACGACCAAAAUACCAAAAAAAUUGAAUACUUGAAAACACACGUUAAGACUUGUGCUGUGAUGCUAGCAUUGAAUUUUGGUAUGUACGCUAAUGAUAUUGGAUUAGAUGAAACUCAGUUGCAUAGCUUUAAAAAAAUAAUAAUACAGUUAAAUAAUGGUUAA